GCACCCGGGGGCGGAGGAGCCAGGGAGGCGGGAGGCGGGAGGCGCCGGGCCGUUUAAGCGGCUUCCCUCCCGCCCCCAGGCGCCUUCUCUGGCCCGGGCCCUGUGCUGACCGACCCCCAGCCUGGCCCACUCCGGCCCUGCCCAGUUGCGUGGCUCCCGCCUGGCGCGCCGGCAGCCUCGGGAGCAGCUCAAGCCCAUGAGGCCGACGCGCCCUGCCGCCGGUGCAGAAGAGACGGAGCUCCCGGCCCCCGAGGUAGAGCGGAGGAUCAAUGCGGUUCAGGAAUCGAUUCCAGCGUUUCAUGAACCAUCGGGCCCCAGCCAAUGGCCGCUACAAACCAACUUGCUACGAACAUGCUGCCAAUUGCUACACACACGCAUUCCUCAUUGUUCCAGCCAUUGUGGGCAGCGCCCUCCUCCAUCGGCUGUCUGAUGACUGCUGGGAGAAGAUAACAGCAUGGAUCUACGGGAUGGGCCUUUGCGCCCUCUUCAUCGUCUCCACAGUGUUUCACAUAGUAUCAUGGAAGAAGAGUCACUUGAGGACAGUGGAGCAUUGUUUCCACAUGUGUGAUCGGAUGGUCAUCUACUUCUUCAUCGCUGCUUCCUACGCCCCGUGGUUAAAUCUCCGUGAACUUGGACCCCUGGCAUCUCAUAUGCGUUGGUUUAUCUGGCUCAUGGCAGCUGGAGGGACCAUCUAUGUAUUUCUCUACCAUGAAAAGUAUAAAGUGGUUGAACUUUUCUUCUAUCUCACGAUGGGAUUUUCUCCAGCCUUGGUGGUGACAUCAAUGAAUAACACUGACGGACUUCAAGAGCUUGCCUGUGGGGGCCUGAUUUACUGCUUGGGAGUUGUGUUCUUCAAGAGCGACGGCAUCAUCCCCUUCGCCCAUGCCAUCUGGCACCUGUUUGUGGCCACAGCAGCUGCCGUACACUACUAUGCCAUUUGGAAGUACCUGUACCGAAGUCCCACAGACUUUAUUCGGCAUUUGUGACCAGUCUGUGCUAGGUUUUCAGAUCAGUAUUAUCGUGAUUGAGGCACUUGAGUGGGGUAGGAGCUGAAUGUCGCACACAGAAGAAGAUGAGCAACUUGCACUGACUUCGUUUAAUUUUUUUUUUUUAAUAUAAUUACUGUGAAAGUAUAAAAGCUGUGCCUUGGAGUUUUCCUCUUCACAGGCAACAGAGAAGGUAGUGAAUCAAUUCUUCAUUCCAUUCCACUAUCAUGAAGGACUCGGGAGAGACAUGGCCAACUGAUGUUUACAAACCAGAAUUUUGUAGUUUUGUUUUACAGAUUUUAACUACGAUGAUUUUUUUCUAAAUUCGUAAGUCAGGUUGUCCAAGUCAGUGCAAUAACACGACUUUUUAAGAAAAACAAAAGUUGUUUCUAUCACGUUUCCCGUUCACUGUGUAAAAGAAUCAUGGAAACUUAACACUACUUUUUACCAUGUUUCAUUUGACAUAACAUGGUUAUCUUUUAAAAGGAAGCUUUGGUUCUUUUGUAAAUUUUUAAAGAAGCUACUCCAUCGAAGCGCACCCCCAUGGUUCCUCAUUCACGCGAAGUUUUGCAGCAAGCGGUCAACAUUCCACAAACAGACAUUAUACCUCUUCUGACAGUUUUAUUAAGUAUGGAGAACUUGCCAAUUUUUUAAGAAAAACUGCAGUUUUUUCCAAACUUUUCUGCCAAUCUCUGACCCCUGAAUUCAGUGAUGCUUUGGGCUGACAUCCUUGACCUGGUAUGGGCCCCCAGGGGUAAGACAGUGUUUUGAUACCAUCCACUUUUUCAGAAGACAUAACUUUGCUGUAUGCCUUUGCCAUGUAUUCUCCAGGGUCUCUCUCCACAGUGGAGGUGGAUCCUGUGCGGAUUAUGAUAGUAUUGUUGGGUUGCCCAUCUGCUGGACACUUCUCAUGAGCUUUCUGAAUUAUGGUGAAUUGAAUCGCCACUUUGGUGCCCAACGGUUCAAGUCACUGUGGUUAAGCCAGUUAGCUUUAUUGUAUCAGUUUGAUAUCCAUUUUAAUCGUGGAACUAGACACACAAACUCACAUUUCUGCCUUUUCCUCUGCAUUUCUCAAUAUACUAUGUUUUUUUCACACCAUACAUAAAACAUUGAUUGAUAGCUCAUGUCAGUAGCCUAUGGUUUUCAUGCUGACUCAGUGGAGUGAUAUUUAUAUAUUAAUUUUUAGUUUCCUCUCGAUGUCUUAUAUUAAGAUUGCUGUAUUAGUUGCUUUGUUGGUUAAUCUUUCUUGGUGUUUAAGAGAAAUGAAGUCACCUUACCUUUAGAUCAGAUAUUAAUAUAGCCUGUUUGUCUAGAACUAGGCUUGCCCAAUCAAACUGUCAGAUUAAAGAUAAUGCUUUAUUAAUGGGAAUACUGUACAGCUGUAAGUUUAAAAGAAAGUUUAUUUUGUAUGCAUGUUCGGCUCUGAUUUUGGUAAAUUGUAAAGGAAGAACCGAAGAACUGGCUGCUGGGGAUUUCUUCAGUAGUCAAGCGUACCCAAGGAUAACACCUCUAGAUGCAUGAUUCUGAACACUUAGGUGCCUGUUAUUUUACUGUGUAUAUUUUACUUUAAAUAUAUUAACUUUUUGUGGAUUCAUUUAAAGUCUGCUCAUGCAACACUGUCAAAACCACUAAACUGUAUGUAAGAACUUGUGCUGUAGAUUAGAAUAAAGUUGUUAUUUGGGUUGA
This is a messenger RNA of Apodemus sylvaticus (European woodmouse), 2672 nucleotides long. RefSeq names its product monocyte to macrophage differentiation associated (gene Mmd). Gene Ontology annotation, molecular function: pore-forming activity. The record is from RefSeq and is a predicted model, not a curated record. The transcript has 7 exons. Lineage: Eukaryota; Metazoa; Chordata; Mammalia; Rodentia; Muridae. Gene Ontology annotation, cellular component: membrane. Bases 270 to 986 code for a protein of 238 amino acids.